Messenger RNA from Centruroides sculpturatus (bark scorpion), 981 nucleotides. Its product is annotated as zona pellucida sperm-binding protein 3 receptor-like. The coding region runs from base 1 to 663 and encodes 220 amino acids. The record is from RefSeq and is a predicted model, not a curated record. The transcript has 3 exons. NCBI's taxonomy places the organism in Eukaryota, Metazoa, Arthropoda, Arachnida, Scorpiones, Buthidae.
AUGCGAGUAUAUUUCAUAAGCAAUAGGACAUUUGUUAUAAAAUAUAUUCCUGCAGAAAAAUUCCAUAGAGGAACAUUAUUUAUUUUAUAUUUUUGUAUUCCAGCUACUGAAUGUCCAGAUCCUUCGAAAGUGACAUCUCCCCCGAUGAAAAUAAUCAGUGAUGGAUUUAAAAUCGGAAAAACUGCAAGAUUUUCUUGUCCAAAAGGAUCAAUUUUAAAAGGUUCCGAUAAAAUCACUUGUCUAGAUACAGGACAAUGGUCAGCACCAAUACCAUACUGCACAAAAGAAACUUGCGAACCUCCCGAACUCCCCAUUCACGGACACGUUAUCGGUAAUAAAAGUUACGUAUAUCGACACGGUGAUAUGCUACUAAUUGGAUGCGAUGAAGGCUACAUGGCUGAUGGUCCUAUAGUUUUAGUUUGUCAAGAAGAUGGACGUUGGUCUAGUGAUAAACCGCAAUGUUUGCCUGUAUGCUCGUAUCCUGGUAGUACAGAAGGUGCAAUUUUAUCACCUGUUAAAUUUUACUACACAGUUAACGAAACUGUAAUAUUUGAAUGUUUGAAUGGAUAUAAAAUGAAAGGAUCGAAGAUAAUUCAAUGUUUAAAAGACGGUAAAUGGUCGAGUAGCAUCCCGACUUGCGAAUCAUUAGAAUCUAAUCAAUGAAGGAAAAUAAUUUUAAAAAAUAAUAAUAAGAUGAAAUUUUGAAACUAAACAAUUAAUUUUUUGACAAUUUUUAAUUAAAAAAACAUUCUACAAUAGUUUUAAAAAAUGUGUAAACGUUUAAACUCAACGUAAACAUAGCAGAAAGUCAGAAAAUUCGAAUUUUGAAAUUGAUUGAUUUUAAUAAGAAAUUUGAAUUCGAAUUUACCAAUCGGAUGUUGGUAUUUUAUGUCGACGAUUUAAAUCCACCUAUCGCGUCCAGUCACGUGGUAAAUGCAAACGAGAAGUGGUGUUUAUUCGUGAAUUAUUAUUGAAUUAUUU